This is a messenger RNA of Linum trigynum, 4952 nucleotides long. The record is from the annotation of a GenBank genome assembly. NCBI's taxonomy places the organism in Eukaryota, Viridiplantae, Streptophyta, Magnoliopsida, Malpighiales, Linaceae.
GUCACUUUUGCGUUUAGAUCGGUGGGGCCGCCGAGUUGGAGGGGUCGGUACAUCCACGCUCAUUUCACUUCCCUCUUCUCCCAUUGUAGCCAUGUUCUUACUUAUCACAUUUCCAAAUCUAGUUAUGCAUACACGUUUAUGCAACUUAUCUGGACCAUAAAUCGAAUAUCUAUUAUAAGAUACUAUCUUUUUACACAUCUAAAUAACAAAUCGUGAGGGAUAUUAGUAUCUAGAUUUAGCAAAUUCCCCUUGUCUAAAACUCUUGUCAUUUUCCCCCAUGAUUAAGCUUAAUCGCAUUCCUCCCUCCCUAAGAUUUAGCAUUUCCUUCCGUUUAAUUAGGCAAGCACUCCCUUUCACUUCAUUCUUUAUUGGUUGGAAGAACACAAAUUCUCCACUUCUCUCCAUCGAGCUUUUAUUUUCCCGGCUGUCGUCGUCCUGUUGACCUUCGGUUGUGGUUGGGGGGAAUUGACUUGGCCUUGACCACCACCAUUCAUUUUUCUCUCACUUGAAUUUAAAGCCACAGCCUUUUUGCACAUUCAUGCGUUCUUCAUAGUUCCAUCGGAAUAUUUAGCGACGAAGAUCUAAAGCGGGAUCCGAUCUUCUUCUCCGGCCACCACCGUCGGGUUUCCAGCAAAAAAGAAGAUUGUUUUCUAUACCAAGAGGUAAAUAUGAUUCGCUCCAUCAAACGUGCUACGGGUUUCAUAUGAGGUGGAUUAAUCGCGAGGUUUUUCGUGCGGUUCAUUUUGUUUGUGUCUAUAACUCUCUGGUUUCGGUUUUUUAAGACGGAUUCAAAAUCAAUCAUGCAUUUGUGAUGAUGAGCAAUCAAAAGAUUUCUUAAAAUCAUAUGAGCAUAAUCGAGUAUAAUAUUAGUGGUUCUGAAAAUUCAAAUUCGUAAAAUCACUUCAAGGGACAAUACCGAUACAUAAUUCAACAGGUACGAUAUGAUACAAUCUUAUAAAUGCAAAUGUUCAAAAAAGAAAACACAUCCUUAUUACCGUAGCAAACAAAAAUUUUAUAGAAAUGAUUAAGGCCUUAUUUUUACUAUGGGAUUUUCGACCGAAUUAAAUGAUUCUACAUAAAUAUUAAAUGGUACAGGCUAAGGAUGCAUAUUUGGUUAUGUUGGAUUUUGUCCACUCAUUUUUUUCUCAUUGUGAUCGAUAAAUCUCAGAAAAAAAUCUUAAUUUCAGAAUUAAAACCACAACAAACUAACAACGUUCAUUCUUGUUUGAUUCAAUUCGAUUAAAUUAUCAAUUUGAUGUGGGAAUGGAAUUAUGCUCCACUUAGUGCAGACCAAGAUUAGCUUAAUUACUUAAAUAUUCUACCGGUUUAAUCUAUGUACUGUUUUAUAUACUUAACUCAACAAAAUUACUGUACCAAUAUUGACCAAACAAAAGUUUUAAGGACUUAAAUGCCCCUGAAAAGGUUUAUUGUUCGACAGAAAAUAGAAUUGUUUCCACAAAAAAAAAAAAAUAAAAUAAAAAAUAAAAUAAAAAAGAUAAAACACAAAUUCAAAAUACAAAUUGUGGAACAACAAUAUAUAAAUACCAAGUCGCACACUUUUUCUCACUCUGGUUUCCGCCAAACAGCAUUUUUUUCAGCGGAAGUCCAACAGAAAUAUUCACCGACGGCGAAUGAACUGAAUUUCCACAAUCCCUCUCUCCGGCGGCGACGACUACCAACAAGACUUCCUCUGCACCGAUCAAUUUCACAGAAGCCACGAGAAUGGGGUCGGAUAACAACACCGGAAUGGAGCGGAGGCUGCUCGUGUCCCCGAAGUCACGAUCGGACGGCGGCGACGAGUCCUCCGCCGCCGGCGACGGCGCCCUGACGUGGAGCGUGUUCAUCCAGGAGCUGAAGCGGCUGGGCUACAUAGCCGGGCCGAUGGUGGCGGUGAAUCUCUCCCAGUACCUCCUCCAGGUGAUUUCCCUGAUGAUGGUUGGACACUUGGGGGAGCUGGAGCUCUCCAGCACCGCCAUAGCCGUUUCUCUCUCCAGCGUCACCGGUUUCAGCGUCCUCCUAGGAAUGUCAAGUGCACUGGAAACUUUGUGUGGGCAAGCAUUUGGAGCCGGGCAAUAUCGAAUAGUUGGAACUCAAACUUACACUGCCAUCUUCUGCUUACUACUGGUCUGCGUUCCCCUGUCCAUCCUGUGGGUCUACAUGGAGAAGAUACUGCUUCUCGUAGGGCAAGAUCCCGCCAUCUCGCACGAUGCUGGGAAAUUCCAGAUGUGGCUCAUACCUUGUCUCUUCUCUUACGCAAUGUCUCAGCCCAUCGUUCGGUACCUCCAAGCACAAAGCUUGAUCGUCCCCAUGCUUAUAACUGCUGUGGUUACCCUUUGUUUCCAUGUUCCUGUCUGCUGGGCUCUAGUGUUCAGGACUAGGCUGCAGUACUUGGGAGCAGCAUUGGCAAUGUGUUUGUCGAAUUGGCUGAGCUUUGCUACGCUUGCACUCUAUUUCAAGUUCUCCCCUUCCUGUGCCAAAACUAGGGUCCCCAUUUCGAUGGACUUGUUCCAUGGCAUUGGCGAGUUCUUUCGCUUUGCCAUCCCUUCAGCAGUAAUGAUCUGCCUGGAGUGGUGGUCGUUUGAGCUUCUGGUUCUGCUUUCGGGCCUCCUGCCAAAUCCUGCACUUGAAACUUCGGUCCUAUCAGUCUGUCUCACAACAAUUGCAACCUUUUACUCAAUACCAUAUGGACUUGGUGCUGCAGCAAGCACUAGAGUCUCAAAUGAGCUAGGCAGGGGCAAACCAGAGCUGGCACGUAUAGCAGUACGUUCAGUGAUGUCUGUAGCAGUGGCCGAGGCCCUUCUAGUGAGCAUUACCCUCUUUGCAUGCCGUCAUGUCUUUGGUUACAGCUUCAGCAAUGAAAAGGAAGUGAUAGACUAUGUCACAAGGAUGGCUCCACUGAUUUGUUUAUCAGUUAUAAUGGACAGUUUGCAAGGGGUUCUCUCAGGAAUUGCAAGAGGUUGUGGAUGGCAGCACAUAGGAGCUUACAUCAACCUCGGCGCAUUCUAUCUCUGCGGCAUUCCUGUUGGCGUUCUAUUGGGUUUCAGGACAAACAUGAGAGGGAUGGGACUUUGGAUUGGAGUUCAAGUUGGUGCAUUUACACAAACGCUUCUGCUCUUCAUCGUUACAAUAUGCACCAACUGGGAAAAACAGGCAAGUGAUGCUAGGCAGAGGAUAUUUGAAGGGGGGUCGACGAUUACGCACACAUUGAUUUGAAGAGAUGAACUGGAGUUGAAGGUGACGAUCCUUGGACUCUCAUUCCCAACACUAGAAAUCUGGAGAUUCUCCACUGUGAAUCUGGAGUUUGCAUUAUGUGUCCAAGAACAAGUGAUACUGAUCAGGGCAACUGGUUUUUUUAUCUUACAAAGCCUCUUUCUCCUGGAAACUGGGUGGUUGCAGAGACGGAAGAGAAGUGAAGAGGGAUAGAGGGAGCAAAAGGUUGGCUAGUUUCUACUGGCAACUAGCCAUGGCAGGAUGUUCAUCCGUUGAUGAGUUGUUUUGAGUAACAUUUUGAAGCGAGUGUGCUGUUUUUUCGUCUUUAAGUAGAUCCCAUCUUAUUUUCUCAUAAUGGAAGGGACUUGUUUCUGUAUAUCUUUUUUUUUUUUUUUUGGUUUCAAGAACUUUCGGGUAGAAUAUAUAUGGUCAUCGAUCCUGGUUUGUCCUCCAAUUUAUGUUUUUUUUUUUUUUUGCAUUAUUCCUGUUGUACUUGCACUCACUCUUGUAUAUAAUUAGGAUUCCUUAGUAAUUCAAAGGAAGCUUAUAUCAAACACAUAUUUUUUAUAUUCGUAAUACCUGAAUACUAUCGACAAACUUAUGAUCCAACGAUAUUAUGUGAUUAUUGAAAUCUAAAUUAAAGUAUUGGAUUCUAUUCUUGCGGAUUUCCUAAUUCCCACUCUUUCCUCUAAUUGUCGAUGAUACUUUGAAUAUUAUCAGCAAACUUAUGAUCCAACGAUACUGUGUGAUCAUUGCAAUCCAAAUUAAAGUACUCGAUUAUGUUCUUGUGGAUUUUCUAAUUCUAAAUUCUUUUUUUAAUUGUCGGUGAUACCUUUAACAUUUAUUAACAAAUUUAUGAUUCAACGAUAUCAUGUAAUCUCUGUGGACUUCCUAAUUCUCACUCCCUUCAAUUGUGAAAUUGCUAUCUAUUCCAUAAAGAGCAUAAAAGAAAAAUCAUCAACAUUGACCCUAAAUAUGAUGAUCAUUUAUCAUCUACUUUGCAUGCUUCAAAUCACUAGACUUGUGGCCCAUUUUUUGGGUGAUUUGUCAGCUAAUUUGCGUGCUUCCAACUACAAGACUUGUGGCCAAUUUUUGGGUGGAGGGUUCAUAGGUUAUGCUUAUGUGAAUAAUCAUUCCAGGAUUUUGAGUUAAGUGGGAUAUGAUGGUUGAGGCUAAAAAAUAUUUUUAAUUUCUAUGUUUCUUAAUUGGUUUGUAUUUUUAUUUAUUUUUAAUUAAAAAUUUCCACAUAAAAAACGAGUUCAUUGUGAUAUACAAAAUACUAUUUAUUUGUAUAUAGUUUGUGCCAAAACUUUUCAGAUCAAUUAGAGGACUAUCUAGAUCCAUUUGCCAUAGUUACCUCCAUCUUAACACUAUUGUAAAUUCCUAUCACAACCUACAACUAUGGUGUACUCUUUUAUGCCACCAAGGUAUACAUUGGUUAAAAUGUUUGCAAAUAUAGUAUAAAUGAUAUCCAAAGUGUUAUUAUGAUGCUAACACCAAUAUAAAUAAUAAGAGUAAUUAAUAGGGAGAAAACAUACAAUCCAAUUUAAAUUCAGUUUUUGUCUUUUGAAUAUGUUUAAUUUUCAAUUUAUAAGUUUCAAUUUUCGGUAGCCAAAAUCUUAUUCAAGCUAAGUAAUGCAUAGCAUAGCAAAAAAGUAAGGAAUGCAUACCAUAAACACUAGAAGGCGUACCAAAAAACACAAUAAUGCACGUCGGAAACACAAUAAUGCGUACAAAAAUAC